AAGGCUGGUUGUGAGGUUUGAGAGUCAGAUGCUAGCAUGAGCUCUCAGGAGCUGUAGUCCAGAAAUCUCAGCUGUUCCACAAGAGCUUCUCCAUCCAGAGCUUCUGAUCCAUCUACUCAACUGGUACUGGAUUCUGCAAUGUCUUCUGAAAAAGUUGAGGUUGUCGUGGAGGCGCACUGCAGGCUUGGAGAAUCGCCUUUAUGGGAGGAAAAGGGAAAUACACUCCUCUUUGUGGAUGUAUCUGGCAAAAAGGUCCUUCGAUGGAAUUCUCUUACUAAGGAAGUACAAGCUGUUCCCGUGGAUGCUUUUGUGAGCUUGGUGGCUCUUCGCGAAUGUGGUGGUUACAUUAUUACGCAAGGAACCCGGUUUGCUGCUCUGAACUGGGAAAACCAAUCUGUAACCACCAUUAAUAACGUGGAUCAGGAUAAGCCCAACAAUCGGUUCAAUGAUGGAAAAGUGGAUCCUGCAGGAAGACUAUUUGCAGGCACAAUGGGAAAUGAACUUCGGCCAGCUGUGCUAGAGAGGAAACAAGGUUCUCUGUUUACCUUGUUCCCUGACCACUCCGUAGUGAAACACUUUAACAACGUGGACAUCUCCAAUGGUUUGGACUGGUCGCUGGAUAACAGAACGUUCUUUUACAUCGAUAGCCUCUCGUACUCUGUGGAUGCCUUUGACUAUGACCUGCAAACAGGACAGAUCGCCAACCGCAGAAGUAUAUAUACGAUGGAAGAGGAAGAAAAAAUCCCAGAUGGGAUGAGUAUUGAUACAGAAGGGAAACUCUGGGUUGCCUGUUACAAUGGAGGACGAGUGAUCCGUAUUGACCCUGAGACAGGAACACGGAUCCAGACCGUGAAGUUGCCUGUUGCUCAGACUACUUCCUGCUGUUUUGGCGGGCCUGAUUAUUCGGAAUUGUACGUCACUUCUGCUUCCCAAGAAAUGGGUGAGGCUCCAUGGGAGCCACAGGCUGGCAAUGUUUUCAAGAUAACUGGACUUGGAGUAAAAGGACUCCCACCAUGCUCAUACGCAGGUUAACAAUUAACCUUUAAACAGAAGACCAGCAUCAAGAGCAAUAACAAAAGGAAAUGUCAGAGAUUUGCACAUUUGGAAGACUUUAUCUCUUGUAGUUACACAGAGGAAGUAAAACUAAAUAUCACACAAAUAUGUGAGAAAUUUUAAUAUACCAACAUGCAGGUUAUGGCUUUUUCUGUUACUUAAAUCCUUCCUUUCCUAAUAAAGGUUGAAGUAUGUUA
This is a messenger RNA of Gekko japonicus, 1250 nucleotides long. RefSeq names its product regucalcin-like. The transcript has 7 exons. Gene Ontology annotation, molecular function: calcium ion binding; enzyme regulator activity; gluconolactonase activity. Bases 139 to 1032 code for a protein of 297 amino acids. Lineage: Eukaryota; Metazoa; Chordata; Lepidosauria; Squamata; Gekkonidae. Gene Ontology annotation, biological process: L-ascorbic acid biosynthetic process. The record is from RefSeq and is a predicted model, not a curated record.